GUCAAAUUGUUAUUUCCAUAAUUUUUAUAACAGCUCAUACGCAUGGGGAUUUAUCUUGGAACACACAACUUUUAUUAAAUUCAGUAAGAACAUUUGGUUUAAAAGGACCAAUUGGGGAGUUUAAAGAUGUAAAAAUAGUAGAUUUUCCUAUGGAGCAAAUGAUUAAAUUUAGUAUAUUGCCUGGCAUACAAUACAUGCGGGAACACAAUGCUUUUAUUGAAAUGCAAAAUCAACUUUAUACAAUCAAUAAGUAUUACGAGAAAAUAAAAAUGCAUGCCAAUAAUUAUGAUUUUGCAACUUUGGACCUAGCAAAAGAAAUAUUGGGACUUAAGGGUUUCGGUGGUAUUUCAGAAAAUAUAAUACAACUGACGUCUGUUUUAUUCGACAAUAGAAACUUUCUGAAAAUUAUUGCCAGAAAAUCCGAUGAAGAACUAAGAUGCGUUUAUGUAACAUCCCCGCAACAAGUGUUUGUUGAUAUAUUAAACAUUUUGGAUAAUGCCGAAGGUCAAGCAUAUUUUGCUAUAUACUAUUCUUACAAAAUACUUUCGAAAGCGAAGCUAUAUAAUGAAUACGAUUCUUUAGUAGAAUUGAGGAGGUAUAGAAGAGAAAUGCUUAAAAGAUUCGAGUUAUCAAAACAUAAAUUUUCAGAAAUUGCUAAAAUGAAAUCUAAGGAAUAUCGUGCUUGCGAUCCGUCUUUCUACAAAGAAGGGAUAAACUAUGAGCAAAUUACAAAACUGUUACAAGGAUCUUUGGAAUAUGAAAUGAACCUGGAUCAUAAUACAUGUUUCAAAACGUGUUCCGAUUAUAAGUAUGUUUCACACAGAAUCCAAAACAAAUAUGACUGCAAGGGGGCAUUACACGAUUGCACGUUUAUUGAUGCUGACAUGAAUGUUUGCAAUUCUAAUGAAAAGAGUGUUAGAAAAUAUCAAGUAAUAGAAUAUAAAGAUGGGACUAUUCUGGGUAACAAAACCGAAUGCGAAAAUGAGUGGAAAAACGUAAAAAGCAAGUGGACAUGGUUAGGGCAUUGCACAUAUUGUAUGUGUUACUGUGAGGAUCAUACUGAUUCGGAUCGGUAUUGGAACAUUCGGGAGGUUAAUUCUGAUAUAAUGAGUAAUCGUGUUGUGACUGGGGUACGAUUUGUUAAACAUAACCGAAUAAUUCAUCUUCAAAUACAGCAAGGACAAUUAUUGAAGAACGGCAGAAUCAAUAUAAAUUCCUUAGAAUGGAAGCCUGUUGAAGAUUAUUCAGUCACCGAUUCGCACAAAUCAAAAGAUCUGGACUAUUUUAAACUUCAUUAUAAUAGAAGAUCAAUAGAUCUGGAUGAUUUGCAUGUGGAUAAAGGAUAUGUGGUUACAGGAGUCAGAUUUCGAUUAGAUGACAUGAAACGACGACUAAAGCUUGAAAUUGGAAUGACACCUUAUAAUGCCAGUAUUGGAUUAUUGACAAGAAAUAUACAGAAAUGGCAACAUAAUUCUCGGAGAGCUGAGAAGCGAAUAAAUUUAAAAAAUUCGGAUUUGCCGACAAAAUCGUUUCACUCAACAAAGCUAUCUGGAUCAAACGAGUAUAUUACUUUCACACAUUCAGAUUUACAUAAAGAUGUGGCACAGUCGACUAUACCCUUCAUAGAUUCUCAAGCAGUAGCACCAAGAAAUCCCACGCCACUGGCUGGAAUUGGAAUAUUUCAUAAAAGAGAGGAAGGAUUUGGUGGAUUUAUUGCUCCUAAAGUAUUUACAUUUAAUAUUGACGACUUUUGAAUGUAUACUGAAAAUAAUUUAAAUCAAACACGCUUUAAACAAUAAAACUUUAAUGCAUUCUAUAAUGUAUUUUUGUA
Aethina tumida (small hive beetle) is the source of this 1831-nucleotide messenger RNA. RefSeq lists its product as uncharacterized. Bases 150 to 1754 code for a protein of 534 amino acids. Lineage: Eukaryota; Metazoa; Arthropoda; Insecta; Coleoptera; Nitidulidae. The record is from RefSeq and is a predicted model, not a curated record. The transcript is spliced from 9 exons.